UAUUACUGCUUCACUGGAGACACCAAGGUUCGCGUCAUCACUGGUGAAGAAAAACGACUCGAUGAGCUGAAGGUGAACGAUUGGGUUCAAACAUUGAAGGGUGCUGAGAUAAAAUACGCACCAGUGUCCUUCUGGCUUCACAGAGUACCAUCGCAAAAAGCAGAGUUUGUAAGACUAGAGCUAUCCGAUGGAACUGAACUAAAACUCACUGCGAAGCACUUCAUUUACAAAACCGAAUGCGAAGUGGAGGGAGGAAAACAGUCAACCGAUUUUUAA
This is a messenger RNA of Ostertagia ostertagi, 276 nucleotides long. NCBI's taxonomy places the organism in Eukaryota, Metazoa, Nematoda, Chromadorea, Rhabditida, Trichostrongylidae. The record is from the annotation of a GenBank genome assembly.